Messenger RNA from Thecamonas trahens ATCC 50062, 1511 nucleotides. RefSeq lists its product as uncharacterized. The transcript has a single exon. The record is from RefSeq and is a predicted model, not a curated record. The coding region runs from base 1 to 1278 and encodes 425 amino acids. Gene Ontology annotation, molecular function: mannosyltransferase activity. Gene Ontology annotation, cellular component: endoplasmic reticulum. Lineage: Eukaryota; Apusomonadida; Apusomonadidae.
AUGGGCGAUGUGGGCCACUCGCCACGGAUGCAGUAUCACGCGUGCUCGCUAGCGCAGCUGCCGUCGUCGCCGAGAGUCUCGCUGGUCGGCUACGCCGAGAGCCCGCUGCCUGCCGCUGUAGCGGCGGUGACCGACACGGUGGCGCUGGGCGUCUUCCCGCGACUCCCACGGUGGCUCUUCCCGCUCUACGCCCCGUUCAAGGUGGUAUACAUGGCGUGGGUCCUCUUCUACGCCCUUGCCUUCCGCCUCGCCUCGCCCCCGGACAUCCUCCUUGUCCAGAACCCGCCCUCGGUUCCUGUUCUCGCCGUCUGCUGGCUCUACACUGCCCUCAUCGCCCGCUCCUGCCGCCUCGUCGUCGACUGGCACAACUUUGGCUACACUAUCCUCGCCUACUCGCUGCCGCGCCCGCUGCGAUGGGUCGCCUCGCUCGCUGCGGCCUACGAGCGCUUCUUUGGCUCGCGCGCCUCGGCGCAUCUCGCCGUCACCCGCGCCAUGGCCGCAUGGCUCGAGGCAAACUGGGGCAUCGCGCCUGUUGUCCUGUACGACCGCCCGCCUAACCAGUUUGUCCGCCUCUCUCCUGACGAGCGCCUCGCCUUUAUCGCCCGCCUCCCAGAGCUCAUCGAUGGCUUUGACCCGGCCGCCGCCGCCCUCCUCGCUCCCAACCGCCCGGCCUUUCUCGUCUCGUCCACCUCGUGGACACCCGACGAGGACUUUUCCAUCCUCCUCGAGGCCAUGGUCGCCUACAAUGCGCUGGUGGAGGCCCAGAACCCAGACUCGGCCCGUGCUCUCCCGGAUGUUGUCCUGGUCAUCACCGGCCGUGGCCCGCUCAAGGCCCACUACGAAGCCGCCAUCGCCGACCUCGGCCUCGCCCACGUCUCCAUCUUCACCGCAUUUCUCCCCAUCGCCGACUACCCGCGCAUCCUCGGCGCCGCAGAUCUCGGCAUAUCUCUCCACACCAGCUCGUCCGGCCUCGACCUGCCCAUCAAGAUCAUCGACGCCUUUGGCGCCGGCCUCCCCGUCGCCGCCGUCAACUUUCCCUGCCUCCACGAGCUCGUCGUCGACGGCUACAACGGCGUCGUCUUUGACUCGGCACCGGACCUCGCUGCCGCGCUCUCGGGCCUCUUUGCCGGCUUCCCGCGCUCGACCAAGGCGCUGGAGAACCUCGCCGACGGCGCCGCUGCCUUUCAGUCGCUGCGGUGGGACGAGAACUGGAACACGGUUGCCCGCCCGCUGAUGGUCGGCAACGACGCCCCGGUCGUGUAUCGCAAGCGCGAGUAGUAGCUGCGCUCCCGCUGUGUUUAGGUUGUUGCUUUACCGCUUGCGCGAGGCGUUGAGGGCGAGGUAGGAAAGGAUGAGGAAGAGAGCCAUGAAGACGCCGAGGAUGCCCGAGUUGAAACCGAUGUUUCCGUCCUCCUCGGCCUCGAACAGGUCAAGGACGGCCUGCCCGUUGGGAACAGGGCAGGUACCGUUGAUGGCCUCGGAGGCGUCGCAGGUAAAGGUGAGGCCCUUGA